Messenger RNA from Salvia splendens (bonfire salvia), 776 nucleotides. Its product is annotated as 60S ribosomal protein L12. The record is from RefSeq and is a predicted model, not a curated record. NCBI's taxonomy places the organism in Eukaryota, Viridiplantae, Streptophyta, Magnoliopsida, Lamiales, Lamiaceae. Gene Ontology annotation, cellular component: cytosolic large ribosomal subunit; ribosome. Gene Ontology annotation, molecular function: structural constituent of ribosome; large ribosomal subunit rRNA binding. Gene Ontology annotation, biological process: translation. The coding region runs from base 43 to 543 and encodes 166 amino acids. The transcript has a single exon.
AUUAAAUUAAGCGCUCCUCUUCCAUUAACCCUAGCCGUCAGAAUGGCGCCCAAGUUGGACCCUUCCCAAAUAGUCGACGUCUACGUAAGGGUGACCGGAGGAGAAGUCGGCGCAGCCUCUUCCCUCGCCCCCAAAAUCGGUCCCCUUGGUCUCUCUCCGAAGAAGAUCGGUGAGGACAUCGCCAAGGAGACUUCCAAGGACUGGAAGGGUCUCCGCGUUACCGUUAAGCUUACCGUCCAGAACCGUCAGGCUAAGGUAACCGUAGUUCCCUCCGCCGCCGCGCUGGUCAUUAAAGCUCUCAAGGAGCCCGAGCGCGACCGCAAGAAGACCAAAAACAUUAAGCAUAACGGCAAUAUCUCCCUCGACGACGUGAUCGAGAUUGCCAAGGUCAUGAGCUCUAGAUCCAUGGCCAAGGAUUUGAGUGGAACCGUGAAGGAGAUUUUGGGGACUUGCGUCUCCGUUGGCUGUACGGUCGACGGGAAGGAUCCUAAGGAUCUGCAGCAGGAGAUCACCGAUGGAGACGUCGAGGUUCCUCUCGAUUGAUCUGCUUUCGUUUUUGUUUGGAUAUUGUUAUGAUUUUCUUCUUUCCAUUUUUGUCUCGAUUGGGUGAUUGGUACGGAUAUUCACAGUUUUUGGAGCUGGUUUUUUUCAAUAUAGUGAGACCUGAAUUCAAUUUUGAUAAGCGCUGUUUUCAUUAGUGUAUUGAUUGUUCUUUGUUUGAUCAUUCGUUUUUUAGUAAAAUGCAUGAAUUGAUGAGUACAAAUAAUUUGAAACAA